AUGGCUUUUUGUAAUCCAGUAAAGUGUAUUCAACCUUCUGAUACAUCUAUCGUAAUUAAUCGAAAACGUUCAAAUACUUUAACUAAGACACUUUUUCAUCGUCAACUUUUUAAAAAAUCUUCAUCUCGUAUUCAAUCUCAAUCACCUAUGCAUAGUUCAGUUAAAAAUCAUUUACAAUCAAAUGCUCGAUUUCAACGUAUCAAAGGAUCUAAUUUUGUCCGAGAAGUUAAUCCAAAUUCCGAAUAUAGUAUUAAAACUGAUUCAACAAAUAAUUAUGAUAUGACUAUACUUCAUGAUGAUCAACUUGAUGAUACUACAUAUUCAGCCGUAUCUCGUCGACGAUCGAAAAAAAUUCCACGUUGGGCUAGAAAAAGUCAACUUCAAUUAGCAUUUAUCAAUCAAAUUUAUUUUAACAAUAAAAAUCCUGAAGAUAUUUUUGGUUCAAUUCAAAUCAAUGCAGCACAUGAAAUGGUUCAAUCAAUUGAAAUUUACAACACAGAAUUUUCUUUAAAUUAUUCUUUUUCAAUGCUCCCUCCGAACUUUGUUUAA
Messenger RNA from Rotaria sp. Silwood1, 549 nucleotides. Lineage: Eukaryota; Metazoa; Rotifera; Eurotatoria; Philodinida; Philodinidae. The record is from the annotation of a GenBank genome assembly.